CGAAGAGUUCAUCAUUCUAUGGAAGAACGUAACUUGCAAAGUUUUUUCGUAAUCUUAUAAUAAACAACAAUUUGAAUUACUUGCGAUUGACGUUCAGAAAACAAUAAAUUAUUUUAAUGAGUUGUAUGGACGUUGUAGCCGUCAUACAGUAAAUAAGCAAGAUUAUAGCUAAUGAUACAGCAUUAUUUAUUAUUUCGGUUGUGUAAGUUGGAAACCAGAGAGUGUUUGCCGCCAAUUAUCAAAUGACUACCCGUGGCAGCGUUAAAUGUCUGUGAUGUUGAUGUUUUGAUAAAGGUGAGAGAAAGCGUAACACAAUUUUCCAAGAGUUUGGAGUCUUUAAAAUGACAUAGUGUUACACGAAAUUGAGAAGCAUGAGGCAGAUUUAACUGUUCAUUGAAGACACCUGUCACCACGACUGAAGCGUGCUAAAGCCCAUCGGCAGGAUAAGUCAACAACAGCUGAAUGAUACGAAUUGUUCCUGUUCCUGCAAGGCGUCAACACUGCUGAGAGGGUUACGCUGUAGUUUGCUUCGCAAGUGCAUAUAGUGGACUAGAAUCAAAUCACCUGAAAAUAAAGGUGCAAAAUGGCCCAAAAUCCUGCCCGAAAACAGAAGAGAAAAACAUAUACAAAAGAAGAACUUCAGGAGUUGUCAAAAGAAGAACUGAUCUCAAGAGUUUUGCAGUUGGAAGCCUAUAACACACAAUUAAAGUGUUCACUAACUAAACGACUGAGUGAAGUGGAGAAUACAGUCAGUAUUGAAGAAACAAAGCGCAAACGAGCUUUUGAUUUUUCAAAUUGCAUUAAGAGGCAUAUUAUGUUGAAAGUAUUGUAUCUUGGAUGGAAUUAUCAGGGUCUAGCAACACAGGAGGACAGCACUAAAACGAUUGAACAUGAGCUGUUUGCAGCUCUGUACAAAACUUGCCUUGUUGAAAGCAGGGAGACUGCCAAUUAUCAUCGAUGCGGUCGUACAGAUAAGGGUGUAAGUGCUUUCUGUCAGGCAUUCACAUUAGAUGUUAGAAGCAACUUGACUGAAGAGGAAGUACACUCAGGAAGCACUAACUCAGAACUACCGUAUCCAAAGCUUUUGAACCGUGUUUUGCCAAGUGACAUUAGGGUUCUAUCCUGGACACCUGUACCACAAGGCUUCAGUGCAAGAUUUGAUUGCAAAUCUAGGACAUACAAAUAUUUUUUCCCUAGAGGAAAUUUAGAUCUACAGAGGAUUAGUGAAGCUGCAUGCUAUCUGGUAGGUAGCCAUGAUUUUCGUAAUUUGUGUAAAAUGGAUGUAAAGAAUGGAGUAAUCAAUUAUAUAAGGGAAAUUCUUAGCAUUGAACUGAAAGUUGUCUCCGAGGAUCCUGCAAAAGUAGUAUCAUAUGACGUGUGUGUACUAACGGUAAAAGGAAAAGGCUUUCUUUGGCACCAGAUUAGAUGCAUUGUCGGUGUUUUGUUCUUAAUUGGUCAAGGCAAGGAGGAGCCCACUGUUAUAAAGGACUUACUAAACGUUGAUAUUAACCCACAGAAACCUCAGUAUUGUCUUGCUAAUGAAGUUCCACUUAAUCUCUUCCAUUGUGAAUUUGAUGAAAUGGGGGAGAUAGUGGACAAUGAUACACUAAUAAGUGUGAUACAUGAACUCCAGAGAAUUUGGACAAUUAAUGCUGUUAAAACAACAAUGGUGCGUUCUAUGUUGUGCUGCUUACAAGAAAAUAUAGAGCAAAAUGCAAAUGAACAAAGUUCAUGCCUUCUCGAUGGAGUGAAACGCAAAGUUUACCAGCCGCUCUUUGAGAGGCCAAAAUGUGAUAGUUUGGAUGAGCGCAUUCAGCAUUACAUAAAAAAGAAGAAAAUUGAGCUUCCAGAAAAUGAGAGAGAAAAUGCGAAGUAGUGAUCAACAGUUUAGUUUGACAAUUGUAUAUUUGAAAAUAAAUAUUGAACUUUUUUAGUAAUUGGGUAAAUAUUGAUGUAACAUAACGAAAUGAAAAAAAGUUGAUCUGAUGAGAAGAUAUUUGUUCAGCUUUUCUGCAUACUUGCUUCAGCAGAGACAGGACAUUACUAAUGCGAAAAAUAAUCAUCUUGUCCGUUAAAUGAAUUUGUCCCUUUUUGCUGCCACAGUUUUGAUAUUACGGUAUAGGAGGAAAACAUUGCAUCUUUUAUGAAUUAUUUUUGUUGCAAACCCUGUAGUAAAAUUUGCAAGAGUCUCUUCAACAGUUUCACAUGAUGACAGCUGAAAGUUGGUCCACAAACAAAUAUCAGUAGUACCUUUACAGUUUUCUGUUCUUAUUCCUAAAAUAUUUAGUGAAUUUUUAAAUAGUAUGAAGCCCUAAAUGAGUUGAAGAUAGUUGUCUGCUUUCUUCACAUUUGUGAUGUAUUUAAAACAUUCCCUACAACAUCUGGUUGUGGAAGCAUGUUACAUUUUCUUUAUUCAUCACUAGUGCAUGACUGUUGGCCUUCAGUGUAUAUGGAGAAAGAAAAUCAUCAUUGGAUUCCACUAUUUCUGUCACAUUGUAUGUGCAAUAAAAAAUCAAGAAGCGACCUGUUUCCAAGACUUGGGCUCUAUAUGCAGAUUUUUUUUGUGUGUGUAGUAAACAGCAAAUGAUAAAUGGACUGUUUGACCAAAAAUAUCAUCUGUUGGUUCCACAUUUGUUCCUUCUUAAACUGUAUAGAGAAGAAAAAUAUCCAUUUCUGUGAGAUUGUGACCUGCGUCAUAUCCUUACUCCCAGUGGAGACUGGCACAUUUGACAAUUGGGAACAUCUGCUCUAUUCAGUUUUCUUUAUCCUCAUCAUCCACUAUGCAAGUGGCUCAUAACUUUGGCAUUCUUCCUUCUAUCGCCAAACCUUUAAACUAUCUGGGAGAUUACUUUACACCAUUUAGUUGAUUCUUGCCACUACGUUUCCCUCAAUGUACACCUGUAAAUCUCCUUUUCAUUCAUACUCCCUUGCUAUUGCUAUCAUUUUUCCAAUUUUUUGUAGUGAUUUAUUUAUUGUCUUUCAGGUGUUUUCAGACAUUAGCUGCCUGCACCAUUUACUACUUCUUUCCUUUUCAUCUUUGUUGCUCCAUUAAUACCUCUGUUUUGUGUUUGCCCAUCCACUGUCGUGAAAACUGCCCAACCUACCAUUUCUACCUUGUCAAGUUUACAGAUCUCGUCUGUUGCUGUUAAUACAUUGGAGACAGAAUUCAAAUACCCCAAACAGGGUAGCUGAACUCAAAAUUUAGCACAUUGCCUUGCCACAAUGAGUGCAACAAAUUCGAAUGAUGGGCUAUGGAGUUCAUAUCUGGUCUGUAUAUUCAUGUAUGUUAUAUCAGUUUUUAAUGACAAACAUACAAAAGCUUUUACCAAAACAUUUUUUUUAUCCCAAGAAAAAAAGGAACUUGUACAAACUGUUCUUCAACAUAAUUUAACUUCUUGUUUGUUUUGAAAUGCACAAACAAAGAUAAAAAUCCUAACCAGGGCAUUGCCUGAAUGUUUCAUUUCAGACACAUUUUGGUUCCUGCUCUUAAUGACGUCAGCACACACUUUGCAGAAACUCGUUGGGUGUGAAUAUUUUAUUAUUAUUAUUAUUAUUAUUAUUAUUAUUUAGUAUGUGAUUUGUUUUUCUGGAAAUGUUUGCCACAGUUCGGAGAGGGUAAACUUUAUCUUUCAUCCAUAUUUCUUGUCUUGUGACACCUGCCAUGAACAGAAAAAAGCAGUUGUUUCCACCAUUUGUAAUGAGACUUCUUGAAGGGGUAAUAACCCAUCAUUAGCUUUUAUUCAUACCUCCUACUUUACUCUCACAAGUGUGCUACCUCCAGGCUGUGCAUUGCACAAGCAGUGAACCAGCAGGGGUAUAAGCUUUGAGAAGAAAUGGUAUGAGACUCGGAACAGAGUGGUGUUCCAGAAAGUGCUGUUGGGAACUGCAAAUUAUUAAGAAUAUGGGAACUGUAUGGCACAACAAUACACAGACAUUAUAUAAGUAGAAGUUAUUGUACUGGGUGGAAUACAAAAAAAUGGAAGGAAUAACUGUAUCCACUUACUAUGUAGUUAAGGUAUUGAGUAGGAGCCAGACUUAUAUUAAAAGGUAAAGGUUAAUUUAUUUGGUUUCAGGAACAACUAUGCCACUGAAAUUUGUUUCUGUAAUGUUAAAAUGCAGAGGUAGUUCAGAGAUGUCUGUGCUUGUUUGCCACUCAUUGGCUCAAUUAUAUGAUGAGGAUUUGUUAGAUUUUGGACUGUAUUAUAAUAUAUAGCAUUACAACAGUGGUUAUUCAACAGACUAACACAUUGUUAUAGUGACAUAAUAAUCUUGUGGUAAAUUCUUGAAUUUCAGUGUAUGACACGCAAGGCAUUGCUUUAAUUUUCUCACUAACUAAUGAACAUAAUUAAAAUCCUUUUGUUUAGUGAUUGGUUACACAGUAUAUUUCACAGUGAUUAGAAUAAGCCUCUUUGUAACUGAUAAAAUACCAGCUCCUUAUUUGUAACUGUAAUGGAAAUUCCUGGAUAAAAGCAACAAACAAAAACAUGAAGAAAUGCAAUCACUAAACUACAGUAAUUCCUUUCCUCAUGUUUCAGAUAGAGAGUAGUCUUUUUGUGGUGUACCAUUAUUAUAAUGUUCUAUGCUUAAAUUUGUUGAGCAAAUAUGUAACUCUGUGACUACACAAGCCCUUGUUGACUAAUUUGUCUCUUGUUCAAGCCUUAUCUGCCUUUUCCAUUAAUCCAAGUAGAACUUCAAGAAUAGUUUGAUCACUGGCUUUGUUAGUGGACCUUCUUUUUAAAUUAAUUACAUUUUCAAGAACUCUUCCAAUGUCACACCUGUAACUCUUUUCCAACAAAUAUACUCAUUAAAGUUCGUAAUAUAUUAAAGUUGUGUGCCUGAAAUGGACUUGAGACAUCAGUCUUCUGACUGAUUUGAUUUAGCCUGCCAUGAAUUCCUCUCCUGUGCCAACCUCUUCAUCACAGAGUAACACUUGCAACCUAUGUCCUGUAAUAUUUGCUGGAUGUAUUCCAAUCUGUCUUCCUCUGCAGUUUUUGCCUUCUACAGCUCCCUCAAGUACCAUGGAAGUCAUUCCCUGAUGUCUUAACAGAUGUUCUAUUACCCUGUCCCUUCUCCUUGUCAGCACCAAUUCUGUGCAGAACCUCCUCAUUCCUUACUUUACCAGUCCAUCUAGUUGUCAACAUUCGUCUGUAGCAUCACAUCUCAAAUGCUUCGGUUCUCUCCUGUUCCACUGUUCCCACGGUCCAGAUUUCUCUACUAUACAACUCUGUGCUGCUAACACACAUUCUCAGAAAUUUCUUCCUCAAAUUAAGGCCUAUGUUUGAUACAAGUAGACAUCUCUUGGGUAGGAAUGUCCAUUUUGCAGUGCUAAUCUACUUUUGAUUGCUCCAUCUGUCACUGGUUAUUGCCUGGGUAGUAGAAGUCCUUAACUUCAUCUACUUCGUGACCAUCAAUCCUGGUGUUAAGUUUCCCACAUUUCUCAUUUCUACUCCUUCUCUUUACUUUUGUCUUCCUUCAAUUUAAUCUCAGUCCAUAUUGUGUACUCAUUAGGCUGUUUAUUCCAUUCAGAAGAUCCUGCAAUUCUUCUUCACAUUCACUCAGGAUAGCAGUGUCAUCAGCGAAUCGUAUCAUUGAUAUUUUUCCGCCUUACAUUUUAAUUCCACUCCUGAACCUUUCUUUUAUUUCCAUCAUUGCUUCUUCAAUGUACAGAUUGAACAGUAGCGGUGAAAGACUACAUCCCUCUCUUACACCCUUUUCAAUCUGAGUACUACAAUCUUGGUCGCCCAUUCUUAUUAUUCUCUCUUGUUCUUGUACAUAUUGUAUAUUACCCGUCUCUGCCUAUAGCUUACCCCUUUUUUUCUCAGAAUUUUGAACAUCUUCACAUAUUUUACAUUGUUGAACACUUUUUCCAGGUCAACAAUUCAAGUGAACAUGUCUUGUUUUUUUUUCUUUAGUCUUGUUUCUAUUAUCAACCCCAACAUCAGAAGUGACCCUCUGGUGCCUUUACCUUGCCCAAGCCAAACUGAUCAUCAUCUAACACAUAUUCAUUUUUCUUUUCCAUUCUGCAGUUCAUUAUUCUUGUAAGCAUAAGCUGUUAAGCUGAUGGUGUGAUAAUUCUCACAUUUGUUGGCUCUUGCAGUCUUCGAAAUUGUGUUGUUGAUAUUUUUCCGAAAGUCAGAUGGUAUGUCGCCAGACUCAUACACUCUACAUACAAAUGUGAAUAGUCGUUUUGUUGCCACUUCCCCCAGUGAUUUUAGAAAUUCUGAUGGAAUGUUAUCAGUCCCUUCUGUCUUAUUUGAUCUUAAGUCCUUCAAAGUUCUCAUAAAUUCUGAUUCAAAUAAUGGAUCCCCUCUCUCUUGUCUAUUGACUCCUGUUUCUUCCUGUAUCACAUUAGACAAGUCUUCCCCCUCAUAGAGGCCUUCAAAGUAUUCUUUCCGCCUAUCCUCUCACUACUCUGCAUUUAAUAGUGGAAUUCCUGUUGCACUCUUAAUGUUACCACCCUUGUUUUUAAUUUCACCUAAGGUUGUUUUGACUUUCCUAUACACUGAGUCAGUCCUUCCAACAAUCAUUUAUUUUCCGAUUUCUUCAUAUUUUUCAUGUGGCUAUUUCAUCUUAGCUUUCCUGCACUUCAUAUUUAUUUCAGUCCUCAGUGACUUAUAUUUCUGUAUUCCUGAAUUUCCCAGUACAUUUUUGUACUUUCUUCUUUCAUCAAUCAACUGAAGUAUUUCUUCUGUUACCCAUGGCUUCUUCACAGUGAACUUCUUUGUACCUAUGUUUUUCUUUCUAACUUCUGUGAAUGCCCUUUGUAGAGAUGUCCAUUCCUCUUCAACUGUACUGCCUACUGGGCUAUUCUUUAUUGCUAUAUCUACAGCCUUAGAGAACUUCAAGCGUAUCUCAUCAUUCUUUAGUACUUCUGUAUCCCACUUCUUGCGUAUUGAUUCUUCCUGACUAAUCUCUUAAGCUUUCAGUCUGCUCUUCAUUACUACUACUUUGUGAUAGUCUAUAUCUGCUCCUGGAUAUGUCUUAAAAUACAGUAGCUGAUUUCGGAUUCUCUGUCUGACCAUGAGGUAAUCUAACUGAAAUCUUUCCAUAUCACCCAACCUUUUCUAAGUAUACCUCCUCUUCUUGUGAUUCUUGAACAGAGAAUUCACUAUUACUAGCAGGCCUUACAUUAUGAAAAAGACCAUUUCUCUCAAAAGACAGGGUUCUAUGUAUGAGACAUGAUCCAGUACAUAGUGUUAAUCUUUCAGGAACUUUCAAUAUAACAUAUAUUCUACUGGAGCAUUAAAGAUUAAUUCUGAGACCACAUCAAUGUUGACACACUUAUCUCAAAUGCAUCAGCAUACUAUCCUCUAAGUACUUGUUAAAUAUAGAGAAGGCAGCUGUUGAUACAGCAGAGUAAAGUAAAUCGCUUUGGGCUGGAUCAAGAAGCUCAGUAUCUUACAGAAUUUUAAAAGGUUUUGAUGAAGACUGUGUAAAAUGUUAUAUUAUCAUUAAAAAAUACUACUGGGUGUGAAGGACACUUAAAUCACUGUAAAGCAUAACAGCAUAUCCAGUAACUGAAAUAAUCAAAAUAGUCAACUAAUAUUUUUAACUCAAAUUGUUGAAGUAAACAGAAGGUAAACCUCUGUUCAAGAAAGGGUCAAGUGGAAACAGAGCAAGCUAUUGUCCAAUUUGUAUUCUUCAAAUCCUGUCAAAAACGGCUACAAUCCAGUUACAAAAUUGUUUGCAGAAUAUGGUAUUAUUCGAAGAAUCUUAUUUAGUACCGUAGAAAACUGGUUCCAGUUAAAUGGGUUGAAACUGGAACUGAAAACAAAAUCCCAUACUGUACAUAUCCAAAAGAAACAUUUAAAUUGCUAGGAGAUUAAAAUAAUUUUGAACAAUUGGGUUACAGAGAAAGAUGAUACAGUUAAAUUUCUUGGAUUAAAUUUGGACAAGAAUUUAAGAUAAUCACACAUCGAUUUUCUUAAAAAUAAAUGAGGUAAUUUUGAAUUAGAAGUACAACUUCUACUGACAUCUAUACAUUACAAAUAGCAUAUACUAAUUACUGUAUUUAUCAUUAGGUGUAGAAUAGUUCUCUGGGAAGCUCAAAUAGCAUCUGUGGAUACUGAAGCUGCAGAAGAAAAUUAUUAGAUGCUUUUGUACUGCACAGCCAAAACUAUUUUGUCCACUAUUAUCAGAAACUACAAAUCAUAAUUGUUCCCUGCCUAUACAUUCGUGAAACUAUGAUGUAUUAUUCUUAUGCAAUAGACAAAUUAUUUGAGAAAAAUCAUUUUGACAGCAGCAGGAAGAGGAGGAUACCAUUGUUAGCAUUACUGUAGUUGCUUUCUAUUUUAGGCGAAGUUUCAUUACAAAUCUGUAACAUAUACCUAUAUUAAAUGAUUGAUAUAGAAACAUUAUGAGACUAAUAAAUCACAC
Schistocerca cancellata (South American locust) is the source of this 8376-nucleotide messenger RNA. Its product is annotated as WD repeat-containing protein 5-like. NCBI's taxonomy places the organism in Eukaryota, Metazoa, Arthropoda, Insecta, Orthoptera, Acrididae. Gene Ontology annotation, biological process: tRNA pseudouridine synthesis; mRNA pseudouridine synthesis. Gene Ontology annotation, molecular function: histone binding; pseudouridine synthase activity; RNA binding. The record is from RefSeq and is a predicted model, not a curated record. Gene Ontology annotation, cellular component: cytoplasm; Set1C/COMPASS complex; nucleus. The transcript is spliced from 5 exons. The coding region runs from base 584 to 1876 and encodes 430 amino acids.